This is a messenger RNA of Candidula unifasciata, 678 nucleotides long. NCBI's taxonomy places the organism in Eukaryota, Metazoa, Mollusca, Gastropoda, Stylommatophora, Geomitridae. The record is from the annotation of a GenBank genome assembly.
GAAUCGUGAUAGAUCCACAAAGUCCUGGAAGCGGGUCAAAAGUUCAUGUUCAGUGUUUGACUACUAAUGAGCCAAUCCAGAUAAAGGACCCUUUCAGUCGGUCGUACUUUGACGACGAGAAGCUGAUUUCAAUGGAGUGGUACCAGUAUAAAGACAACGGAACACAGGAAACCAUGCUGCUGGAGUUUUUGAGAAAUAAACCAGCGGAACAGAAAGCUCGGCCCAAAUUUACAGUGUUUGAGUUCUGGGGGUUACAGAUAAACAAUGUUGAGGUUACCGACUCGGCUGAGUACAGCGCUAAGUUUAUCCACCUGUCACAAGAUGACGUGCGGCGUGUCAAUGUCGUUGUCGCUCGUCCCCCUGCCCUGGCUUCAGAAAGGCUGUCCUUGACUCGAAAAGUGAACCAGAAUGACAAAUCUGUGACACUAUCGUGCGGCCAGCUUAGCGACCUCGGCUCGCCACCCAUCAACAUUUUAUUGAAGGCAGAGAAUGGGACAGUUUUACCUACAGUCUAUAGUAAUGGAGCUGUGGAAAUAGUUGUUUCAUCAAAUGAAGCGGAUACUUCCAAGUUCACGUGUGAAAUUGACUUGUCUGCGCCAGCUGCCAUUUGUAUCAGCAGCAAAGACCUGCCACGUUGGCAGGGGGUUAUCACUGAGCCAGUUAAAUUGCAGCAGUCUG